This is a messenger RNA of Cynocephalus volans (Philippine flying lemur), 1639 nucleotides long. It is a transcript of the gene MEST, whose product is annotated as mesoderm specific transcript. Gene Ontology annotation, molecular function: monoacylglycerol lipase activity. The transcript is spliced from 11 exons. The coding region runs from base 1 to 981 and encodes 326 amino acids. Gene Ontology annotation, biological process: acylglycerol catabolic process. Lineage: Eukaryota; Metazoa; Chordata; Mammalia; Dermoptera; Cynocephalidae. The record is from RefSeq and is a predicted model, not a curated record. Gene Ontology annotation, cellular component: mitochondrion.
AUGAGGGAGUGGUGGGUGCAGGUGGGGCUCCUGGCCGUGCCCCUGCUUGCUGCCUAUCUGCACAUCCCACCCCCUCAGCUUUCCCCGGCUCUGCACUCAUGGAAGUCGUCUGGCAAAUUUUUUACCUACAAGGGACUACGUAUCUUCUACCAAGACUCUGUGGGUGUGGUUGGAAGUCCGGAGAUAGUUGUGCUUUUACAUGGCUUUCCAACAUCCAGCUAUGAUUGGUACAAGAUUUGGGAAGGUCUGACCCUGAGGUUUCAUCGAGUGAUUGCCCUUGAUUUCUUAGGCUUUGGCUUUAGCGACAAACCGAGACCACAUCACUACUCCAUAUUUGAGCAGGCCAGCAUCGUGGAGUCACUUUUGCGGCAUCUGGGGCUCCAGAACCGCAGGAUCAACCUUUUGUCUCAUGAUUACGGAGACAUAGUUGCUCAGGAGCUGCUUUAUAGGUACAAGCAGAAUCGAUCUGGUCGGCUUACCAUAAAGAGUCUCUGUCUCUCAAAUGGAGGUAUCUUUCCUGAGACUCACCGUCCUCUCCUUCUCCAAAAGCUACUCAAAGAUGGAGGCGUGCUGUCACCCAUCCUCACUCGGUUGAUGAAUUUCUUUGUAUUCUCUCGAGGUCUUACCCCAGUCUUUGGACCAUAUACCCGACCCUCUGAGAGUGAGCUGUGGGACAUGUGGGCAGGGAUCCGCAACAACGAUGGGAACUUAGUCAUCGACAGUCUCUUACAGUACAUCAAUCAGAGGAAGAAGUUUAGAAGACGCUGGGUUGGAGCUCUUGCCUCUGUAACUAUUCCCAUUCAUUUUAUCUAUGGGCCAAUGGAUCCUGUAAAUCCCUAUCCAGAGUUUUUGGAGCUGUACAGGAAAACGCUGCCGCGGUCCACAGUGUCGAUUCUGGAUGACCACAUUAGCCACUAUCCACAGCUAGAGGAUCCCAUGGGCUUCUUGAAUGCAUAUAUGGGCUUCAUCAACUCCUUCUGAGCUGGAAAGAGUAGCUACCCUGUAUUACCUCCCCUACUCCACUCCCUUAUCUGUUGUGUAUUCCACUUAGGAAGAAAUGCCCAAAAGAGGUCCUGGCCAUCAAAUACCAUUCUCUCACAAAAGUACACUUGACUCACAUUGGUGAACAGUAUAUAGGAAAUAGCAAGCAGAAGCUCUGACUAAGGGUUGACAUAAUAGUCCAUCUCCCAUUCCAUUGACAUCUGAUCAAGUGUAUGGACUUGUGUUAUUCAGAAAUUCUGAUGAGCACUACUACUCUCUGAUGCAGAGAGACAGACAUUCUUUUGCAUAAAAGACUUUUGAAUGCUUCUAUGGACUUUGCUGAAAUAUUCGGAAAUACUAAUUAAUAUCUGGCCCAAUCCCAACUGGAAUCCUACAGUAAAGAAUGAGGAGAGGGGGCCUCCUUAACUUUCCUUGAGUGGCUUUAAAGGCAUGUUUUUUUAAAGUUCUCUAAGCAACACAACUUCAAGUGAGAGUGAGUCUCCUUUGUCAUAACUUUGGAUUUAGUUUCAUUAGCUGCUUUUAAUUAUAGACAUUUUGUUAAAGUAGACAUUGGCUCAAAUAAUGCAGUAUUCUCAGUAUGCUUUAAGACUUUGAUUUACCUACAUGUUUGUUAGGUAUAUUUUAUAAGGAUACUUAA